AUGCCGAUUCUCUGUUGCUAUGCAAAACGACGUCGUGCAAGUGCAACAGCUAAAUCACCUGAGCAAUACAAACGAGAUAUAUUUGGUAUGAGAUUAGCAAGAUUGGAUGAAUUUGAAAGUUUGACACCGUUAAUGGUCGUAUCAGGUGGUAAUAAUGAAACAUCAUCAUCUUCACAUCGUCAUCGUUUUACGACAAUCAUUUCACGAAGUCCACCACCGCCAAGAUGUCCAACCAAUGGAAAAACAAUGAUCGUUCCAUUAAAUUCUGGAAAAGGAUGCGCACCAUUUGCACCAAUGCUUGCUGCACCUAAGACUAAAGGUAGAUCAUUCGAAAGUGAUACCACAAAUGGUUUCAGUACGAUAAUAGAAGAUAAUGAAAAUAUCCCGAUAUCUUCAAAUCUGGAUAAAUCUGAUGCAGAUUUUAUUUCCAUUGAUCGAACCACUAUAUCGUAUUUGGAACCAAGACAGCAAAAACAUCAACAAUGUGAAUGCGGUAUAUCAAAGCCGGAUAAAGUGCCAAUCUUUGAAUUACCAACUCCAAGCUAUGCGCCACCACCAUUACCUACACUUUUAUCGCAUUCACCACGACUUAAUCUACGAAAAGAGUUACCAGUGGUUAAUGAAACGGGCAGUACUCCCGAUAUUAAUAAUGAUACGAAGACGAAGAAAAGCCCAAGCGUUAAUUCAAUGAACUCACUUGGCAGCCCGCAAGAUUCAUCGUUUAGCAUGGGAUCACCGUUGGAUACAAGUGCUUCCAUUAGUGGUAGUUUUUGUGGUGAAGGAGAAUUGAAUUCAACCGAAAAUGGACGAAUAUACUCUCUUGAAACAGGGAAAAUAGAAGAAGAAUCGGAGCAAAAUGGAGAUAUUGAGACAACCGGUAUAGUAACAAGUCGAACACUCGAUUCGAUCAAAUCAAUCUUUUCACAUUCAAAUCAAGUUGAUUCGCAAUAUAACAUUAUUAUUCCUCAUUCUAUUUCUGAACAGUUUGAACUGAUGAAUUUUCGUGAAUGCCUGUGA
This is a messenger RNA of Cercopithifilaria johnstoni, 1017 nucleotides long. Lineage: Eukaryota; Metazoa; Nematoda; Chromadorea; Rhabditida; Onchocercidae. The record is from the annotation of a GenBank genome assembly.